AUGGACGCAAAGAAAGAUGCUCCCCCUGGGGGGGAUGGAGGAAAGUCAGACACCCUCGGGUCAACUGGCUCGGCCAGGAAAAGAGGAGGGGGGGCCAAGAAGGCAAUGCAGGCGAACAAGUCUGCCCUCAGGGCCCCCCGAGCCCUCUGCUGCCUCACACUCAGCAACCCUAUCCGAAUGGCAGCACUGGCCCUGGUGGAGUGGAAAUAUCCUUCUCUGAGUCGCUGCAUGUUGCCCUUUGAUAUUUUCAUUCUACUUGCCAUUUUUGCCAACUGCGUGGCCAUGGGCGUCACCAAGCCGUACCCAGAUGACGACUCCAACGCUACCAAUCACCAACUGGAACAAGUUGAGUACGUCUUCCUCGUCAUCUUCACCAUCGAGACCUUCACUAAAAUUCUUGCCUAUGGCUUAGUCAUGCACCCCAGCGCCUACAUACGCAGCGGAUGGAACUUGCUUGAUUUCGUUAUCGUCAUUGUCGGGUUGUUCAGUGUGAUAGCAGAGGGCAUGACAGAUCAUAAGCCAGGAGAAGCUCAUCACGCUGCAGGAAAACCUGGAGGUCUGGACGUCAAAGCUCUCAGAGCAUUCAGAGUGUUACGACCGCUUCGGCUCGUAUCUGGAGUGCCAAGUUUACAGAUUGUUUUGAACUCCAUCAUGAAGGCCAUGGUCCCUCUAUUGCACAUUGGUAUGUUGGUCAUGUUUGUCAUCAUCAUCUACGCCAUCAUCGGCUUGGAGCUUUUUAUCGGCAGGAUGCACAAGACGUGCUACUCCUCCGCCUCAGGUCUGUGCUCUCCAAACUCAAACACAUUUACGUACAGUGCCCAUAUUUUAUUGUAUGUGUGCACUCACUGCUGCUCUCUGCUCCAGAUGAACGAUGCCAUUGGCUUUGAGAUUCCAUGGGUUUACUUUGUUUCUUUGGUCAUCUUCGGAUCCUUUUUCAUCAUCAAUCUCGUAUUGGGUGUGUUGAGCGGAGAGUUCUCCAAGGAAAGAGAGAAGGCCGUGGCUCGUGGCGAGCUGCAGAAGGCACAGGAGAGCAAGCAGAUGGAAGAGGACAUGAUAGGAUACAUGGACUGGCUUAUAGAGGCAGAGGAUGUGGAUGAAGAAGGAAACAAACGUGCUGCAAUCGCAAAGAAAAAGAUGAUGAAGAAGUUUGGCUGGUACAAACACAGUGAGGAUGGAGGAGAUGAUACUUGUCUCAACAGAGUCCGACUCGGAUGA
Messenger RNA from Centropristis striata (black sea bass), 1215 nucleotides. Its product is annotated as voltage-dependent L-type calcium channel subunit alpha-1D-like. The transcript has 10 exons. Lineage: Eukaryota; Metazoa; Chordata; Actinopteri; Perciformes; Serranidae. Gene Ontology annotation, cellular component: membrane; voltage-gated calcium channel complex. Gene Ontology annotation, biological process: calcium ion import across plasma membrane. The coding region runs from base 1 to 1215 and encodes 404 amino acids. Gene Ontology annotation, molecular function: high voltage-gated calcium channel activity. The record is from RefSeq and is a predicted model, not a curated record.